Molecule: messenger RNA, 1397 nt
Organism: Medicago truncatula (barrel medic)
Lineage: Eukaryota; Viridiplantae; Streptophyta; Magnoliopsida; Fabales; Fabaceae
Exons: 3
Coding region: 23-1330 (435 amino acids)
Molecular function (GO): zinc ion binding
Source: RefSeq, a predicted model, not a curated record
UAUUGGGGAGCAUGUUGAACACAUGUUAUGUGUCAGACAUUUGUAUGGAAACUGGAGGAAAAGGCAUGCUGGAGAGAAAUUGAAAGAAGCUUUGUGGAAAGCUGCCAGGACCUACACAAUGCCUGAGUUCAACAAAGCUAUGGAGGAUCUGAAAAGAUUAAGUGUGCCAGCUUGGGAGGAAAUGAGGCAGUAUGCAGCAGGUAUGUGGUCUAGGGCAGGAUAUAGCACUCACACAAAUUGUGACUUGCAAGUCAAUAAUAUGUGUGAGGCAUUUAACUCUGCAAUCUUAGAGUUAAGGGAUUUACCAAUUAUAUCACUUGUUGAGGGAUUGAAGUUCUAUAUCACAAAUAGGAUAGUUAAGUUAAGAGAUUACAUGUUAAGGUAUGAAGGGGAAAUUUGUCCAAUGAUAAGAAAGAUUGUGGAAAAGGCUAAGAAAGAUACAAUUGGUUGGACACCAAUUUGGUGUGGUGAUAGGGAGUCUUCUAUGUUCUCUGUGACUGAUGGAACUGACACAUAUGCUGUCAAUCUCAAAGACAAAACAUGUGCAUGCAGAAAAUGGGAUUUAAGUGGUAUCCCUUGUCCUCAUGCCAUUGCUGGAAUUUAUUACAAUCAAGCUAAUGUUGAUGAUUAUGUGGCACACUGGUAUAGGAAACAAAAAUUUCUGGAUACUUAUGAUCAUUUGAUCCUUCCUUCUAAUGGCCCAAAACUAUGGCCAGAAGUUAACACAGAACCAAUACUCCCACCUGGUGCCAGAAGGGCACCUGGGAGGCCUAAAAAGGCAAGAAGGAAGGAGAAUGAUGAGCCCAAAACAGCAAGCAAAAAGGGCAAAAGAAAUCAGGUAACUUUGAGGUGCAGAAGGUGUAAAGAGCUUGGACAUAAUACCAGGACAUGUGGUGGAAAGACAGGUGCUGACAGAAGGAUUCCUGUUGGAGGGAACAAGGAUAUUACUACACAAUCUGCACAAACUGGUAUUGAUGCACAAGCUGGACAGCCUAACAACAAUGAAUCUGCACAAGCUAACACAUCUAAUGUGCAAUCAACUGCUGCUGGUACACCUGCUGCUGGUACACCUGCUGGUGCUGCAAAUGGUACAACUUCUGUCAACAACAUUUAUGGACCUGCUACAACUUCUGUUAACAACAACAUUGCAUCUGGUACACAAGUUGCAAUUGAAAAUGUUACAACUGUUUUCCCUGAUGCAAACAACAUAUCUGGUACAAUGAGAGGUGGCAACCAUGUUGUUGGUGAGGUAGCUUUCUUUGUGCCUAGAAAAUCUAGAACAACAGGGGGUAGAAUUGUUGGUACUCAACAGUCUAUGAACAAGACAUAAGCUAGAAGCUAGGAAGGAGAAUGAUGAUACUGAUGUUUUGGUUUUGGUCAUGUUAUGUAAUGUCAAG